Messenger RNA from Alternaria rosae, 1598 nucleotides. RefSeq names its product tryptophan dimethylallyltransferase-domain-containing protein. Gene Ontology annotation, molecular function: transferase activity, transferring alkyl or aryl (other than methyl) groups. The annotation marks the transcript as partial. The record is from RefSeq and is a predicted model, not a curated record. The transcript has a single exon. Lineage: Eukaryota; Fungi; Ascomycota; Dothideomycetes; Pleosporales; Pleosporaceae. Gene Ontology annotation, biological process: alkaloid metabolic process.
AAAAACGAAUCUGAAACGUCACGGCGCAGAUGGGCUGCACUACUUGGCCCGCACCUGGCGCGCGCCUUGAAUGCCAGUGAAUCGUAUACAGCCAUCGACAUCAAGAGCCACCUUGCCUUUUUCAAUGACCAUGUCUGUUCUUGGCUGGGACAAGGGCCGCCGUGCCCGCUGCGACCUGCAUUUCCGUCGGCGUUGACAUGCGAUGCGACACCACUGGAAUUAAGCUACAGCUGGAAUGGCACGACGCCGGUUGCGGUCCGCUAUGUCGUCGAUGUGGUUGCGCUAGACAAGACUCUGACUCGUUCGGCGUCUCUCUCCGCCGCCCGUUUGGCGAUUGACAGGUUAACGCGUGCGGGAAGCGGCCCCGGGGCGUACCGCAUCGACAUGCUGCCAGACGUGUGGGUGGCGGUGACGGCGCGUCUCGCCUACUGGGAGCACACCGUUCACCCGGCCCUCGCAUGCGACCUGUGCAGCCCUUCGUCAACAUUCGUCGGCUUCGACCUCGCUGCUUCACGCGCACGCGGCAAGCUGUAUUGGCUACUGCCUUCUUGCCUCUCCCCCCAAGUCUUGCUAGACCUCUUGGACGACGUCUUCGCACUAUUGCCAUCCGACAUCGUCGCCCACUGGCGUCACGUGCGCCACUACCUGAGCUCGCAUGGCGCCAGCGAGUUGAGGCCGCGCAUGCUCUCGAUCGAUGCUUCACACUACCCAGCUCCGCGCAUCAAGCUAUACAGCCGCUGUUAUUUCAACUCGCACGCCUCCUUCUCCGCUGUAGAAGCCCACCUCACUAUGAACGGGGCCGUUCCGCUCCCCCCACACAGCCACUACGCGAAUCUGUGGGCCCGUCUGCAGGCCAGGUACCGAUCAGAUCCGCGGCCACAGUCGCGCUACUGCAUGGUUGUGCACGACAUAUUACCCUUGCAGCUCAGGAGUAAACUCUACUGGUUUGCCCACCAGAUGCCCUGCGGCGACGGUCUCAUCAUCAACGACUUCCUAGCCGACUUCGCCCAGCCUACUGACCUGCUUCGACGCCAACUCCGCGCUGGCCAUUUGUCCGAAGAGUCCAGCUUCAUCCGCGAAAUUGGCCUGGCUCAACGAGACGGCGCUUUUGACAUUGCCACUUACAUCAGUCCUGCUUUGUUUUCCACGUAGCUAGCUUACCUACCUCCACAUGCUCCGCAAUACCUGCUUCCAAGUCUCUCCCCUCUUGCCAUACCUAGGGAGCUAAUCUCGUUUCAUCGUCUUCUUCUCUCAUCUCAGCGCCCAACCAACGGGUUAUUUGCCUCGUCAACACUGACACCAUGACGAACAGACCCGCCGACACCCAGAAAGGGAGAUACGUCCACCGGCCCCCCUUUUGCAUGCCGCUCAUCAGUAGGCCUGCGAACAUGGGGCCACUCACAAUGCCGGCCAUCCGAUCUGCCACAUUUAGACCCGUAUAGAGCAUCGUAAUCCGAUCUUUUGGGAUUGAUCGGGUUACGCUCGACUGCAAUGCGCCUGCCAUACCCCACCCCAUCAUAUAGACGAGUAUGGAGCAUAUAAACACCACUACCCUCAUUCCCUCUAGUGUGCUGAGAGAUGACAUCGCCGAUCCCAAC